Messenger RNA from Solea solea (common sole), 5117 nucleotides. RefSeq names its product Kruppel like factor 5 like (gene klf5l). Gene Ontology annotation, molecular function: DNA-binding transcription factor activity, RNA polymerase II-specific; RNA polymerase II cis-regulatory region sequence-specific DNA binding. The transcript has 4 exons. Gene Ontology annotation, biological process: regulation of transcription by RNA polymerase II. Bases 196 to 1503 code for a protein of 435 amino acids. NCBI's taxonomy places the organism in Eukaryota, Metazoa, Chordata, Actinopteri, Pleuronectiformes, Soleidae. The record is from RefSeq and is a predicted model, not a curated record.
UAAAACGAACCUGGAGUCAGAGAAGACGAGAGAAUCCGCUCUGUGGAUUUUCGCCGCAGCCUUCUCAGCUUUGGAAAAAGAGGACACAAACAAGCAAACAAACAAACAAAAACAAACAUUUUUGUCUUUGUGUCUCCACAAAACCACAUCCGGUGGAAGAUAUAUUCGCGAAAGAAGAGUGAAAACAACGUUUGAAUGGCAACGAGUGUAGGACUGGCUAUGAAUCCGCCGCAUGCGACAGAAGAGAGGGCGGUUUUCACGCAGCUGAAGCCGGUGAGGAUGUCCGGGGCGGACGGAGCCGAGGACGCGUCCGUGUUCGAGGACGUCAAACCCAUGACUCGGCUAGAGUUGGACAAAUACCUGCCACACAUCAACAGUCCACUCCUGACUUGCUCUCCCGACAUGACCGACAAAAAGUACAGGCGGGACAGCGCGUCCGUCGUGGACGAGUACUUCUCCGAGGAGAAACCCAUGACUCCCUACAGUCUCAACAUCAACCUCAUCCUCCCCAGCACCACCCAUCUCCGCACGGGCCUCUACAGACCCAACACCAAGACCCUCACGCCCCAGCAGAUCAAGACAGAACCCGGGCUGGAAGUCCCCUGCUCCAUCUCCAGCGCCACCACCCAGGCCUUACCAGACUUCACCUCCGUCUUCAGCGUGCCGCCAGUCGUCAACAAUGUUUUCAUCAAACCGGACAUGAGCUCUGCAGGAGUGGCCACCGCAGUAUCUCAGCAGCAGCCAAACUUGGACACAGAGCUACACAUCGGACCGCCUCCGCCUCAGCCGCAGGUCUACCACAUGCCCAUCUCCACCUGCGGGGACCUCCCGCUGUCGCACACCAGCUCCUCCACACACGCCUCCUCAAGCAGCAGGACCAUGCUCACCCUCGGGAGUGUUGCGAUGCCCACAAGUAACGGACACUACAUGAUGGCAGAACACCAGGUCCCACAGCAGCAGCAGCAGCAGCACGGUUACUACCAGGUCUCGCCCAAUUCUUCCCAGCACACAGCGCCCCACAGCCUCCCGCCCUCACCUCCCAACUCCCAGCCCGGGAGCCCCGACGGCCAGGCGGAGCUGCUCAGCUUAGCGUCCCAACCGCCGCCGCCUUACCAGCAGCGGCUGGGUGGGAUGAAGGUGACGGGGUUGUCGCCGCACGCCAUGCUGAUGACGCACGGCCAGGGCGUCCUGACGGGUCCGAAAUAUAACCGACGGAACAACCCGGAGCUGGAGAAGAGGAGGAUCCACUUCUGUGACUACCCAGGCUGCACCAAAGUUUACACAAAGAGUUCUCAUCUGAAGGCGCACCAGAGGACACACACAGGUGAGAAGCCGUACCGCUGCACGUGGGAGAACUGCGACUGGCGCUUUGCCCGGUCGGACGAGCUCACCAGACACUACCGGAAACACACCGGCGCCAAACCCUUCAAGUGCAUCGCCUGCAGCCGCUGCUUCUCACGCUCCGACCACCUGGCCCUGCACAUGAAGCGCCACCAGAACUAAACGCAGUCACACCUGUACAUACACACAACCACACACACACACGUGCACAAUCAGUGCAGUAUUUGAAUAUCAACAGCCACUUGAAACGUAACAGCAGUCAUUAUGAACUGAUCCUGAACUGAAAUCAUCUCUGUGCGCUGGUGUUUUUACCUGGUGCUACAUGCUAACAGAUGUUGACUGACAGCAGGAUUCCCAGUGUAUGAAAUAAUCAUGUUUUCGCUGCUCCGUCUACUUCCUGGUUAACGUUCUUGUGGAAGGAACCGAGGGAGACACAGUUUGCCGUCUUCAAACUCUUUAUGAUCGUUAGCCUAUUAGCGUCACACUUUAUGGAAAUUGGGUCGUGGUAGUUGCAAACAUUGCUGCUUAACAUGUUGUUACAGCAGCCAAAUAUACAUAUAUAUAUAUAUACAUAAUCAGGGUUCCGUGGGGGCCUUGAACGUUUGUGAAUGUGACACAAAAAGGUUCAAGGCCCUUGAAGGCUUGGUGUCAAAAUUACUUGCCAUGUUGUGGACACUGUUACCCUCCCAUCUUAAGCUGUGUCAGGACAUUCAGUCCUUGAAUUUAUGAGAACUGGUCCUGGAAAUUCAUUGAAUUUGAUGUCAGCCAAGGUGCGGGAACCCUGUGUUUUGUAACUCAACCACGGACCCUAACCAUUCUGUGAAAUCCAUCAAAAAAGUUUGUAUCGUCUGCCUCGCACACGGACACAGAUUUGUGUGGACAGGAGGCGUUAGCGCCUGAAUGUUCCCAUUUUUUCCCUCUGUGAGAUAAACGCUGAUCACCUGCUUUCAGUCAACACGGCGUCAUUAACACCGGAGCUAAUCAUCAACCAGAGCUCAGAGAUGAUUUUAGUGUUUGAUUUAAAGAACAUGCACUCAUUAAAUCACCCAAAACACACACACGUCAUCAUCAAUCAGUGAAACUGCGACGCUGGACUCUUCAUCACGUCCCGGACUCUGUCCUCCGCAGCAAAAUCAACAAAAAAGCAACAAAAUGAACUCGUUUCACGACAAAUCUGCUGCCAACGCCAUCGCCAUCUUGUAUCAUUUUUGAGGUAUGAACUUUCAAGGAGAGGUGGAAAUACCUCUGUAAAUAUCUGUUAAUAAUGUGUGUGUGUGUGUGUGCGUGAGAGCGAGAGAGAAUACAACGAAUGUAUUGAGAUUUAUACUUGACAUCCUUUUGUUUGUUUGCCUUUUCCCUCUUUUUUUUUUUUUUUUACAUCCAAUGUUAAUGAGUCAUUUUCCAUGUCCCUCACGCUAUAAUCUCCCCUUUCAAAAUAAAAGAGUAAACAGAUAAUCAACAAUCACGAUCGCAGAGAACUCUCCAUGGAAAAGUUAAUCAUCGCCUUGUUACGCCCGUUUCAGCACAAGUAAUACCUGUCGAGCUCAGAGCGUCAAGCACUCUGCCAAUGUUUGUGUCCAUGACACUACCCGUUGCCCCGGCGACCGACCUCCUUUGAUGGCGGUUUGCGGUUAUGCUUGUAGUUUCUAUUCAGCUUUCUUUUCUUCUCUUUCUCCCUCCCCCUCCCCUCUUUCUCUCUCUCUCCUGUAUUUGCUCAACACUUGAGCUGAAGGGGAAAGAGAGAGAUGGGUGUGGACACACUGUAACGUCUGACGUAGUCACUCCUGAUUCUGUUCUGACGAAGCGCAGUGCAACGGGACUCAGAUUGCAGUUGGAGUCGUGUUUGACAUGCGUGAAUAGCAGGUAAACGUUCGCCUGAUUACGUGACAUUAACUGUGACAUUAACCUGCGUAUUUUUCAGCCCGCACAUUUUUGUGCAGUGGUGCAGAUUUUGUUUUGUUUGACAUGAGCCAAGCUUUUUGCAAAGAUUCUUUGACAGUUGGACUCAUUGACCUGAAACAAACCCGUCUCUGUGUUUGGGGCAAAUUUGACCAAGAAAUUAAUUGAAAUUUAACUAAUUUGUACAUUUUCUGACUGAAUAAUCGACAAAAAAAGAUUUCAAGCCAAACUUUUCUCUACAGCGACAGCCUUCUUCAGGUCCAGUGUAAAGAAUUUAGGGCGAUUUAUCACCGUAGAAUUGAUGUAGUGUUUAAAUCUUUUCAUUCAGCCACACAGUCCUUAAUUUCAAAAUGAACAGUAUAGGUAGAGAAUAGGCAAUAAAAAGAUUAAAAUACAAGAUCACAGAUCGACAUACAAGACUUCAGUUGAGAAAUAAGAUGAGCCUUAACCUUAAAAUAUGUAAUAAUGAAAUAAUAACUUCAAAAAUAACUUUGUUUUCAGUUGGGUAUAAAACAAAGCUUGUUUUUCUUAGAUUAAGGGUUUUAUACGACACUAGGAGCAAGACUUUGUGGAUUUUGUCCACAAUUUUUGUACGUUAGCCCAGAAUGGACAAAUCGAAGACUCUAAAGCGCUUUAAAAAGUGCUCUUUUAAUGUUUUUAUGAUACCUGAAGCUCAUUGUAGUAGUACUUUUCUUAUGUACACAGGUGUUUUCAGUUGGUUGCAAUACACAGUAUCACUCCUAGAUGCCACUAAACUCUACUAACUGGUCCUCUAACUCCUCAGGGUGCGUAACAUUUACAUCGGAAGUUGGAACCUCGGAGUUUACUGUGUUCACGUAAAACCUAUCUAGGGUUUUUUUGAAAUGCCAGUCACUAACAACACUUAACAUGAUGUUUUCAACACAUAAACAUCGUAGGAACGACUGAUUUACCGAAGUGUAACUGACAGAAAAAUUUGACAAGAGUUUUUACGAUGAACAUGAGGGACGGCCAUCUUGGAAUCCUAUGCCAGGGUAUGCUCCAAACUUCUUAGCUCGAAAUGUUCGACUUUUGGCUACAACUGGAAUAUGGCUGCAACAAUGAAUCGAUUGUUAAUCGAUUACUAAGUUAUAAAUGAUUCAUCUGUGGGUUUUGUCAUUACUGGUCAACAUUUUCGGACAUUACUCGAAAACAGAUUAAUCGAUUAUGAAAGAAAUUGUCAGUUGCAGCCCUAAACUGGAACGAACCAUUAGAUGAACAUGUAACAAAAAAAACAGGGUUGAAUCAAAACCCAGAAAAUCAAACCAACAAAAACAUGUUCCACUUGUCCAGGUUUACAUUUUAACACCUCCUACUACUUUAAGAAAAGAAAAAACGGUUUCACAUCGAGACACUUGUGUUUUGAUUGAUUGUAUUGAUUUGCGGUCUGAUCCUGUUGACACUGCGCUGAGGCUGUAGCAUCAACCCACGCUUUUACUUCACACUUUAAAUCAACGACGGCGUUGAUCGACGCGUACCUGGCCGGCAUGAGCGGAAACAGAAACCCCUGAUUUCUUCAUUUUCUUUCCUCUGUCUCUCUCAGAGAGGCAGCACUGACCACCACGUCCUGUAAAUACGUGUCUCUUCACAGAAGACUUUGUAAAUAUUUGUUUGGUUUUAAUAUUUUCCUAUUAUAAUAAUAAUAAUAAUAAUAUUUUGUUUUCCUUUUUUUUAACUAAUGGGAUUUUAGAUCGGUUUCAUGUGAGCGCUUGUUUAAUUUCGUUUGGUUUUGAUACGUCAUGUAUAAGAGAAUUUAUCAGUUUUAUGUAAAAUGAAUGAGAACAACAAUGGUUUGAUAUUAUUUUUGUUUUCUGUUUGUGCAAAAUGCUGCAAUGAGAUAAUAAAGAUUUUUGAAAUAA